Molecule: messenger RNA, 2478 nt
Organism: Endocarpon pusillum Z07020
Lineage: Eukaryota; Fungi; Ascomycota; Eurotiomycetes; Verrucariales; Verrucariaceae
Exons: 1
Coding region: 1-2478 (825 amino acids)
Biological process (GO): tRNA splicing, via endonucleolytic cleavage and ligation
Cellular component (GO): nuclear inner membrane
Molecular function (GO): RNA ligase (ATP) activity; GTP-dependent polyribonucleotide 5'-hydroxyl-kinase activity; phosphoric diester hydrolase activity
Source: RefSeq, a predicted model, not a curated record
AUGGCUCAGCAAGAUCCUCAAGAGAUCGCAGAGCUAGUCAAAUCUCUAGAGACUGCCAAGGGUCACAAAGGUCGCGGUAAGAAGGGUGGCUUUUCAUGCAAGAAGUCAACCUUCCGCGUUGCAGGCUCGAGUGAUAUCUCGGUAGACUCGUGGCGAUUUCAGGACUGGGACUACAAACGAGAUGACUUACCAACAUAUGCGCGGGGACUUUUCACAACGAAGACUAAGGAUGGUAAGCAUGAGAUUGUGAUCAGAGGUUACGACAAGUUCUUCAAUGUUGAUGAAGUGAAUGAGACACGAUGGCGGAACAUUGAAACUAGAACCAUUGGCCCUUAUGAGCUCAGUGUCAAGGAGAAUGGAUGUAUUAUCUUCAUGUCCGGUCUAGAAGAUGGGACACUUCUUGUUUGCAGCAAGCAUUCCACGGGGGUUAGGAGUGAUGUCAAUCUCAGUCAUGCUCAGGCAGGCGAGAAAUGGGCUGAGAAACAUCUAGCCAGUGUGGGCAGAACUCCAAAAGACCUUGCGCAGGAGCUUCGGAGAAUGAAUGCAACUGCGGUAGCUGAGUUGUGCGAUGAUACAUUCGAAGAGCACGUUCUUGAGUACCCUCCAAGUAUUGCUGGUCUCUAUCUUCACGGCAUCAACUUCAACGUACCAGAGUUUGCAACAUUGUCAGGUCCGGAGGUCCACGAGUUUGCGGACACCUGGGGCUUUAAGAAAGCGCAGUAUGUUAUCAUUCAGAGCCUUGACGAAGUCAAAUCCUUUCUCGAAAAGUGUGCAGAGUCAGGCUCUUGGGAUGGGCGAGAUACCGAAGGCUUCGUCAUCAGAUGCAAGAUCAGGGAAGAAGAUCGAGAGCCCUAUCGUGACUGGUUUUUCAAGUACAAAUUCGAAGAACCAUACCUCAUGUACCGUCAGUGGAGAGAAGCAACGAAAUCCGUUAUCAUGGGCAAGCCUCCAAAGUACAAGAAACACAAGCAAAUCACAGAACAGUAUCUCCUCUAUGCACGAAGACAGCUGGCCAAGAACCCUCAACUCGGAAAAGAGUACAAUAAGAAUCAUGGUAUCAUUGCUAUGAGAGAUGGCUUCUUGGCAGAGAUCGGUCAGAAGGGGUCAGACAUUAUUGCGCUGGAAAGACAUGGGGAGGGCGAAGAAGCUGGUGGCGAGGUCAAUUCGAACAUGGUUUUGGUACCUGUGGCAAGUAUUGGGUGUGGCAAGACUACCAUUGCACGAGCCCUGGUCAAGUUGUUUGAUUUUGGCCAUGUCCAAAACGACGAUAUAGAGGGUCAAAGAGGCCGCCCCAAGAAGUUCGCCCUUGCAAUCACCAACUCCUUAGCUCAAUACAAGGCUGUCAUAGCUGACCGAAACAACCAUCAGCGGCGGGAACGCCAGCAGAUCUUCGACGAUGUGAGCAAUGUUGUGCGGGAUGCUCAUUUCGUCGCCCUUCACUACGUCCAUGAACCGAAAGAUCGCCUGCUGUCGGAUAUCCGCAAGGUCACCCGCAAGCGUGUUCUGGAUCGUGGGGACAACCAUCAAACUAUCCAUGCUGACACGAAAGGACACGAAGAAGUUGCCGCUAUCAUGGAAGGUUUCAUGCAACGAUUCGAAGGUGUUGACACUCACAAGGAGCCUGAUUCGAAUUUCGAUGAAGUGAUUGAUCUGGAAGUCACUGCAAGUUCGUUAGAAAAUCUUGAGACGGUUGUCACCCACCUCUACAAUGCUUAUCCCAAGAUCGUUGGCGAGAAGAUGCCCUCCCAACAAGAUAUGGAGGAUGCAAUCUCUUGGGCCCUGGAGAAUACUGUCACACUGAAACAUGACCUGAGCUUCAUGUCAUCUAACAGAAAGAAGAAGCAGCCCAACCCUGGUACUCAAGAGGAACACCCUGCUGAUCAAGAACUUACCACCGAUCAGAUCCUGAAGAGACUCGAAUAUUUUAGCAUUCCAGUCUCCCCAGCCGUGAUCAAUUCCAUGUUGGCAUCUCUAUUCAACAAUACCACUGCUGAAGAAGCUAAAAUGUACAAUCAGCUAAAACAAUCCCGUCGCAUGCAGUCUGAGUUCCACGUCACCCUCAUUCACCGGGCCUCUUCAAACGUCGAUUCAGAUAUUUGGACAAAGUACUUAGACCAGUACGUGCAAGCUCUCAGCACAAUCAAGCAAGAGAACAAACAGAAGGAGCCCGAUUUAGGGGCGGUUCGCAUCCGGCUAGAGCGGGUAGUGUGGGAUGGUAGAGUGAUGGCAUUUGUGGUGCGGAUCUUACCUUCAGAAUCGCAUCAAGGGAUGGAUGGGAAUGGUGGCUGGCCGUGUGCGAAUGCCACCCCACAUAUCACUAUCGGAACCGCAAGCUCAGACAUCAAACCGAAAGAAAGUAACGACCUGCUGCGACGAUGGCUGGAAGGGGAUGAGAGUCCGGGUAAGAUCUGGGAGAAGGAAGUGCCGGACAUGAAGAUCUUGGAGGGAACAGUUCGGGCGGUGAUGCAGAAGAGGUAA